UGAAACUUGAAGACGGGAGUCAGAGGUCGAGAAAAGGGCGCUGCAUUUUGCCAUGCCUUCAAGUUCACGGUUUUCCUGAUGCAACAGUGCAGGUCGCCCCUUCUGUAUCUAGUUUUAGUCCAGCGCACGCAUUCAUCUGAUGGCGGAGAGCUGGAAGAUGGCGCACGACAAUAGCACCUCUUCUCAGCACCACGAUUCGCCCCUUGUUUUUGCCUAUUAUGUCACAGGCCAUGGGUUGGGUCAUGCGACACGCGUUGUGGAGGUGACGCGGCAUCUCAUCGAUGCGGGCCAUGUUGUGCACGUUGUUACGGCUGCGCCUGAGAAUGUGUUCUUCAGAGAGAUACAGUCUGCCAAUUUGCACGUCAGGAAGGUGUUGCUGGACACCGGCGCAGUGCAAUCUGAUGCUCUCACCGUCAACAGAAUUGCUUCUUUGGAACAAUACAUGAAGACGGCUGUCCUUCCCCGCGAGUCCUUACUCAAAGACGAAGCGGCAUGGCUCAAGUCAGUGGGCGCCAACCUGGUGGUGUCUGACGUGGUCCCGAUUGCGUGCGCUGCCGCGUCUGCUGCGGGCAUUCCCUCCAUGUGCGUGUCCAACUUCUCGUGGGACUACAUCUUCGCGGAGUACGUCAUCGUGGCCGGGGCCCACCACCGCUCCCUCCUCUGGCAGAUUGCGGACGACUACUCUCAAGCCCUGGGCCUCCUGCGCCUCCCUGGCUACUGCCCCAUGCCCGCUUUCCGCAACGUUCUGGAUGUCCCACUGGUGGUGCGACCCGUCCGCCGCAGCCGCCAGCAGGUGCGCGCGGAGCUGGGGGUCAGCGAGGAUACCAAGCUGCUGCUCUUCAACUUCGGGGGGCAGGACGCCAGCUGGCAGCUGCAGGCCAGCUUCCUCCCUCCCGGCUGGAAGUGUCUGGUGUGCACCGCGCUGCCGGUGCCGGCGCUGCCCCCCAACUUCCUGCGCCCGCACCACGACGCCUACACCCCGGACCUCAUCAACGCCUGCGACUGCAUGCUGGGCAAGAUCGGGUACGGCACCGCGAGCGAGGCGCUGGCCAUGAAGAAGCCGUUUGUGUUUGUGCGCCGUGACUACUUCAGCGAGGAGCCCUUCCUGCGCAAGAUGCUCGAGAUUCAUCGCUGCGCAGUGGAGAUGAAGCGGCAGGACUUCUUCGAGGGCCGCUGGCAGUCGUACCUGGACCGUGCCGCCGUCAUCCACCCCAACUACUCGGGCCGGCUGGACGGAGGCAAGGUGGCGGCUCGCCUGCUGCAGGACGCCGCGCUGGGCCGCCUGGACACCCGCCACCGUCAGGGCGACGGCGUGGGCCGGCUGCGCGACGCGAUCGUGCUGGGGUACCAGCUGCACCGCAUGCCGGGCCGCCUGGACAUCGACGUGCCCGAGUGGUACCACGCCUGGGCCAGCGAGGCCGCCUCCCCCGCGCCGUCCCCCCUCCACGGCAGCCCCCUCCCCGAGCUGCGCCUGCUCGACACGCAGCCCGCGCGCAUGGCCGACCAGCUCACCGACAGCGCGCUGGCGUCCUUCACCCUCCUCCACGGCGACCUGUCGGGGCGGCCCGACACGGCGGCGUUCCUGGUGACCCUGGCGCGGCUGCAGCAGGAGGGCGACCUGGCGGCCUCAGACAGCGCGGCGCAGCCGACGGAGCGCGAGAAGCUGGCGGCGGGCACGCUGUUCCGGUGGGAGGACGAGCUGGUGGUGGCGCGCGCGCCGGGGCGGCUGGACGUGAUGGGCGGCAUCGCGGACUACUCGGGCAGCCUCGUGCUGCAGAUGCCCAUCAAGGAGGCCGCGCACGUCGCGCUGCAGAGGAGCGACCCCGCCAAGGCGGUGCUGUGGAAACACACCAUUGCGCGGCAGAAGGCCAAGGGGCGGUACCCGCAGGCGGCGCUGCACGUCGUGUCGUUUGGCGCGGACAAGACCAACCGCUCGCCCACGUUCGACCUGGACCUGGCGGACCUGCUGGACCCCGCCACGGGGCAGCCCCUCGAGUACGCCGCGGCGCGCGCGCUGUUUGAGCGCGACCCCAGCCAGCGGUGGGCGGCGUAUGUGGCCGGGACGGUGCUGGUCCUCAUGCGCGAGAAGGGCCUGCGCUGCGGCGACAGCCUGGCCAUCCUGGUGCAGUCGGCGGUGCCCGAGGGCAAGGGCGUCUCCUCCUCCGCGGCCGUCGAGGUGGCGACCAUGACAGCAGUGGCUGCGGCGUUCGACCUGUCGAUCCCGCCCGCGGAGCUGGCUGCGCUGUGCCAGCUGGUGGAGAACGCGGUGUGCGGCAGCCCGUGCGGCAUCAUGGACCAGAUGGCCUCCUGCUGCGGCCACGCCGGGAAGCUCCUCGCGCUCGUGUGCCAGCCCGCGCGCGUGCUGGGCCACGUGGACAUCCCGCCGCACAUCGCGCUGUGGGGCGUCGACUCGGGCAUCCGCCACGCCGUGACCGGCGCCGACUAUGGCUCAGUGCGCGUGGGGGCCUUCAUGGGCAAGCGCCUGAUACAGGAGGCCGCGCACGGAGAGGCCGCGGGGGUGGCCACGCGCGAUACCGGGGACGCGGACGGCGACGACGGGCUAGCCAGCGCGGCGCACGGGGACGCGCAGCUGGAGUACCUGGUCAACGUGCCGCCGCACAGGUACGAAGCGCUGUACGCCCCGCUGCUAUCGGAGGAGAUGACGGGGCACGAGUUUGUGGCACGCUACGGCAGCCACCACGACCCGGUGACCAGCAUCGCGGCGGACAAGACGUACCCGGUGCGCGCGCCCACAGCGCACCCGAUCUACGAGCACUUCCGCGUCGCCGCCUUCUCGGAGCUGAUGCGCGCCCCGCCCAGCGCCGCGCAGCUGCGCAUGCUGGGGGAGCUCAUGUUCCAGUCCCACACGAGCUACGGGCGGUGCGGGCUGGGCAGCGACGGCACGGACCGCCUGGUGGGCCUGGUGCAGGGCCUGGCCGGGGACAGCAGCGGCGCCACGCCCGCGGCGGGGCUGUACGGGGCCAAGAUCACGGGGGGGGGCAGCGGCGGGACGGUCUGCGUGCUGGGGGCCGCAGGCGAGCAGAGCAAGGCGCAGAUCAAGCAGCUGAAGCAGCGGUACAAGCGCGCCACCGGCCACAGCCCGUACAUCUUCGAAGGCUCCUCCCCCGGUGCGGCGCAGUUCGGCCACCUGCGCAUCCGCCGGCGCCCCGAGCAGGCCCCGCCCAGCAAGGCAGGGGAAGCAGCGCAGCGGUAAAGAGAAUGUGUACCAGGGUGAGCAUAGGACCCGCUGGUGCCAUGUUGCGCACUCUGAUAGGGCAUGCCCGUGUACGUCUUCAUCAACAGGGUGCAAAGCGCAAGGUGAGGUAUACAUACAAACAAGUGGCAGGAAGAAUCGGAUGGUGGUGAUUGAUCAGCGGAAAUUCAGCAUCUACUGGGUCUACUUAAAACGCGGUGGCUAUCAAGCCUUCAGCUUGCGACUGUGGUAUCCUCAGCGCUUGCAAUACUCAGGCUCGCUGCUGCAUUUAAAAUCAGCCUCCCAAGGGGGCUGGAUCGCAAGGUGGUGCCAUUGAUUCAGUUCCGUGGGUCCAGCCGGCUGGCACCUACUUCAACUAAAGCAGAACUAAGAUGGCGGCAGCAACAGGAACCUGAUUUUACUAAAUCAAUUACCAUGAUACGCUUGAGGACUUGGAUCGCCGCCAUGCCAUAUACAUGCAUCACCUUAUAGAGCUCAAACUGAGGCAUGGGACGUAAUGGAGCA
Klebsormidium nitens is the source of this 3718-nucleotide messenger RNA. NCBI's taxonomy places the organism in Eukaryota, Viridiplantae, Streptophyta, Klebsormidiophyceae, Klebsormidiales, Klebsormidiaceae. The record is from the annotation of a GenBank genome assembly.